UCCGCAAAGGUUAAGUUUGAAGUUGAUACGAUGCAUCAAACUAUCAAAGCAGAACUGGGACAAUCUGGCGAUGAAAGAACCUCAGUCAUGGAUUUGUGGAAAGACAAAUGAAUGGCACUUCAGGCUACAUGCAUUCUGUUGCUUUGAGGAACUGUUAUUCACGGAAGCACCAAUUUCGAUCAAGGUCGUUGAGCUGAGUCGUUGAGUGGACCGUGCGUGCUGAUGCGAUUGUGAAGCCAGCGGGUCAGAGAAGCUUAUCGAGUUUGGAUCAACAUGACAUUCGAUAGUAGAAGGGUUCAGUUCCUGAAUAAUGACGUAGUUUGGAGCUCUGAUGAUGACGAUGAUGAUGAAGCACAUGCAAAUGACCUUGGAGACCUGGUAUCGGAUGGCAUCAGAAGCAAGUCAGGGUCGAGAAGUUUAUCCGAGUCAAAGACUACUGACUGGAGCACUACCAUAGCAGCAGGUUCCACGGACGAGGUUUGGCUGCAGCAGCUGGAUAAGUGCGAGUGUGUCGGGUUUUCGGCAAGUCCAGAUAACGACAGCCUGUGCUACUGUGGUCUAGAAAAGAGGGAUCAUGCUGUGAGUCUUGAUGAGAAAGACAGCAAACCUCAGUGGAACAGAAACACCAACAUCAGGCGGUCGAAAACAGAUGCUGUCGGCAGGAUACAGUUCCAAGAUGAUGCUCUCGAGUCCUGGUUUUUCCGCCUAGACUUUGAAACGAAGGAGGAGAAGCUACAUUACCUCCUUGACAACAUCCUGCAUCUCUCCCACUACAACCUCUACAUCCACUUCCUUGACUUCCAACAAGGUCACGAUGACCUGACAGACAGCCAGGAGACACAGCUGCAGGAGAGACUCAAGCGUGGACUCAAAACUCUCGCACUGAGUACCAAGUUGUUUAUCAGUUCAACGGGCCUGAAGACGGGCGUGUCACGCCACGUCCACAAUGUCCUGAAGAAACUGUGCAGCAACCCGGUGUUCCACGCUGAGGUGUUCCGUCUAGCGUGUGCACCUUGGGGACAUCUGCCUGAUUCAGAGAGGUCAAAGUUCAUUGGACCAGCAUCGGAGCAGGUUCAAGUGAUAAAACCAGGUCCCAGGGAUGAUGAUAACGUGAUUGGUGAAGAGUUAUCUCCCUUGUUCAGUCAUUAUCUGUUGUUUGACGAUGGAGUCGUCAGUCAGACAGGAACUUCAUCCAGCAUAAAACAUGCAAGCUCUUUCAGGAAGAGGAUAAAAAACACUCUUGAUCACCUGAGUGAAGAUGCAGUGAGCGUCUAUGUCCUGAUCAAUGGAGGAUCAGAAACACUGACCCAUGUGUACAAGGCCAUCAGGAAAGGACAUCCCGUCAUUAUCAUACAGAGAACUGGUGGCUAUGCAGACAAACUUGCCAGGAACUAUUUUUCAGCUCAAUUAUCUGUCCAGAAGUUUCUGGAUGAGACCGGCAAGAUAGCUGUAAGGUCCAAGUUGAAGCCAGCCAAACAGUUGGAGGAUAUUGAGGAGGAAGAUGAGGAGAAAGUUCGCCAUAUUCUGGAACACAACAAUCUUCUGACUGUGUUCGAUCCUGUCCAUCAGACACAGGGCCUUGACAUGGUCAUCUGCCAGGCACUGUUGAAAGGCAAACAAGAGACUCAGUUGAACAAGUUACUGGAAUCAUUUCAGAACAAAUCGUCCACCAAGACUGCGGCCACCACUCAGAUAAGCUCAGUGUCCAGCCAGCAGGAGUGUUUUCUGGGUUCAGAGAGAAUGCAGAUGGACUUCCUGGUCGAGGCCAUGUUGAAUGACAGCUCAGAUGUGGUGAAUGUCAUCUUGAAGGGCAAUCUGUGUCUGGUGAAAUACUUCACCCUGUGCAGGUUCUGUCAGCUGUACAAUAGGGAAGAGUGUUUAGGAUCCUGUCUUCCACUCCUCCUGUCUGCCAAUGCAAGAAAUGUUAAGACUCUGGGUGUGAAGACGGCAAUGUUCGGCCCGUCUGACGUGCGGCUGGUGCUGCGUGACCUUCUGGGUGGGUCCUACCCUCUGACAUGUAAAGGCAAGAACUGUCCUUGUGAGCUGCAGGAGGCGGAUGUCCCCAGCAUGAAGUACUACGAACCCAAAAUGUAUCGGACCUGCCUUCCACCGAUCCAGGAGUUGUUCCUGUGGGCCCUGCUGACGAACCAUCAGAACCUGGCCAAGGUCUUCUGGAAACACAGUCAGGACAAGCUGGCCUCUGCAGUGGUGGCUGAGUUGCUGCUGACAAGACUCGCUGGCCAGGAGAGCAACACAGACAGAGCAUUCAAACUCAGGGAGAAUGCAAAGGAAUUUGGCGAUCUGGCAGAGGAGGUUCUAUGGGUUUGCUAUGAGCUGGACGAAGGAUUGACUCAAAAGCUACUGACCCAGAAGUCGACCUGGUGGGGAGACAAGUCUGUCAUUGAACUUGUGUACAGCUUCCGGAGUCGAAGCUUCGUCAGCAAACCUGCGUGCAAGUCGCUGUUGGAUAAAGUGUGGAAGGGGAACCUGCAGUCCGACAGGUUCCUGCUGGUGGUUCCUGUGAUUCUCAGCAUGGUUCCAGCUAUUUUCCUGGUGCCGUUUCUCCGUGUCAACUCCCUGGAACCGAGGGGGAUUUCGGUUCCGGACAACAGACAAGGCAAGUGCUGUCAGGGCAUCAGGGACUUCUACUCAGCCCCCGUGGUCAAGUACCAGAUGAACGUGGUGGCGUUCCUGAUGCUCCUGCUUCUGUUCAGCUAUGUGUUGCUGGUCGACCUGCGUCCAGAGUUCACUGUGUGUCAGGGUGUGCUGUGUGGCUGGGUGUUCCUCUACACAGUGGAGGAAGUUAGACAGAUCCUGACUGGCAGGGAACAGGACCUCAAGGGUCGGUGGCAUCUCUACUGGAAGGAGGGAUGGAACCGCCUGGAUGUCUGCACCAUCCUCAUCUUCAUCCUGGGGAUGGUGCUGGUGGUCAUCCCAUACCCCGACUCCCACCGAGGCGGGCGUAUCAUACUCAGCAUAGACUUUGUCCUGUUCUGUAUGCGGCUACUUCAGGCUUUUGCCGUUGGUGCUGACAUCGGACCCAUGUUCACAAUGAUACUCAAAAUGAUCAGGGACACGGUGACCUUCGUCAUCAUCCUCAUGGUGUUCAUCCUGUCCUAUGCUGUGGCCUCUGAGGCCAUCCUCUUCCCCCGGUCCCGGCCGGAUAUCCGCAUGCUGUACUACGUGCCACGGAAGGCCUACUGGCAGAUCUAUGGGGAUUUCUUUCUGGAUGAAAUAGAGGGAUCGGACUCGGCGUCCUGCACCAAUGAUGUGCGUCUGUACGGUAACCGUACCAUGGACCGCUGCCCCAGUAAGGAGGGGCAGUACAUCGUGCCGAUACUACUGGGGGUCUACUCCAUCAUCACCAAUGUCCUGCUGCUCAAUCUCCUCAUCGCAAAGUUCAACGACACAUACGCCAAUGUCCAAGGUGAGGCGAAGAUCCACUGGGCGUGGUACAGGUACCAGAUUAUCUACGAGUACGCCCAGCGACCUUGUCUCCCUCCGCCCCUGAAUGCAAUAGAGUGUGUGCUGUUCCUCCUCCGACACCUGUUCAAGAUGGUGAGGAGAGUUGUGUGCUGUUACUGCUGUCCACGGUGUAAGACAAGCACAGGCGGAAUACUCACCCAGCCAGUACAAGCUGAAAAAAUUGGUCCUACAAGUAUUCAGAUCCAUUGGCGGCGCCAUGAAGACAAAGUUGCUACUCGGUACAGGAUACGGUGCUAUAGAAUAGUCGACACUGUACAAGGUAUCCCGAACAUCGACCAGCCUGACCUGGCGCUGACUCUAUACUCGGAUGUUUGCACUGUGAGGAACCUACAGCCACAAACCACCUACAGGUUCAAGGUCAGCUACAGGACGACAUCUGCGUGGAUUGACUGGGCGAAGGCUGACUUCAGAACAGAGCCUAAAGAGAGUGACAUGGCAAGUUGCCAUGAGAAGGACUGCGUUGAGCAGCUGGAGGGUCGGCAGCUGAAGGACGACGUGACAACACAACUUGAAGAUAUAUCUAAGUCAGUGAAUACCAACAAGCAACAGGUCUCCCAGUCUCUACAACAGGUCACAGGUCACAUAACUCAGCUGAAAGACAAGGUGAAGGAACUGCACGAAUCUACCACAUGUAUAAUGACAGCUGAGACUGAGAAUAUUGCCCAGCUAGCCAGGCACCAAGGAGACUCCAAAGUCACCAUGGAAACAGAGAUGGCCAGCUUGAAGCAGUCAGAGGCGGCCAUGUUGGCAGAGAUCAGGUCACUGAAGACAGAACUGUCAGAGAUGAAAGAGAGGUCAGCAAUGAGGUCGGAGGACCUGCACGCCCUGAUGACCCAGCAGACCUCAAUGAUGCAGCAGGUCCUGCAGGCAGUGGGCAGUUCAAGGCAGCCUGUGACAUGAAGACUUGUUAGUUUUUCAGAACCCUCAGAAAUGAGGCAUUGUAAAUUCUGUGAAAUUAACAUGAUGAAGAUGAAUUUGUUAUUUGAGAAUAGGAUGUCUUGAAGAUCUGCUGUAAUGAAUAGAUUGUUUUGAUCAUUUUGAAGGUCACGAUUAUAUCCAGAACAAUUAUUGAAUCUAUGUACAGUGAAACCUCAUUAGUCCAGACUCUGUGAGAAGCAUCACUUAGGUCAAUAUAUACCCGAAGCAAUAUUGCUCCAAACCAUGAUGUUUUAAUCUGGAUUUCACUGGGUCUUUGGGGAGUUGGGCCAGCCUUGUGGUUAAAGCGGUUGCUCGUCACCCCGAAGACCCGGGUUCAAUUCCUGACAUGUGUACAAUGUGUGAAGCCCAUUUCUGGUGUCCCCCACGUGAUAUUGCUGGAAUAUUGCUUAAAGCGGCGUAAAAUCAUGCUCACUCACUGGGUCUGGAUUAUCAGGGUUCCACAUUAGAGGGGUUCUAUAUAUGUAUGUAUUAUACUAAUUUUUAUGUUUUCAAGACGUUAUUUUUAAUCAAAAUUAGUACACAUAUGAUGUAUAUAGUUGUAUAUAUCACAUUGUGUUUUUCAUCACAAGGUGGGUACUGGACCUUCAAACUCAAUCUGGCAGUCAUGUUUUUCAUGUCUCCAAUACAAAAGAUGUUACAACUGUUAGUUUUACACAUCUAACACCAACUCAGGAGCCUAUCGGCUUGGUCCUGUUUCAGGAAAUAAUGAUGUAUUCCAAGUUUCUAACAUGUAGCCAUCUUCUUAAAAUCACAUUCCCUUAUUAUUCUGUUUCAUGCCAGACUAUUUUCUUUCCUGGAUGAACACACCCUAAUUAAAGUAUUAGUUACGAGAUAUAUGAAAAAAGCAUAAAUUACAUUGUGUUUGAUAGAAAAUAUGUUUUAUUUACAUCAAUCUCAUUAAAAUCAGAUCUUAGUUCUCGCUACCGCUAAACAAAGUUCUGAGGUCAUCCCAUUAUGGGUCACGUCAGAACAACCUUUCAUCCAACCAA
Molecule: messenger RNA, 5414 nt
Organism: Haliotis rufescens (red abalone)
Lineage: Eukaryota; Metazoa; Mollusca; Gastropoda; Lepetellida; Haliotidae
Product: transient receptor potential cation channel subfamily M member 4-like
Exons: 29
Coding region: 274-4386 (1370 amino acids)
Biological process (GO): monoatomic cation transmembrane transport
Cellular component (GO): membrane
Molecular function (GO): protein binding; monoatomic cation channel activity
Source: RefSeq, a predicted model, not a curated record